Molecule: messenger RNA, 2661 nt
Organism: Corythoichthys intestinalis (scribbled pipefish)
Lineage: Eukaryota; Metazoa; Chordata; Actinopteri; Syngnathiformes; Syngnathidae
Product: transmembrane protein 106C-like
Exons: 8
Coding region: 286-1113 (275 amino acids)
Source: RefSeq, a predicted model, not a curated record
AUAACUCAACAAAGAUUAACCAUAACUCUUUGUUUACACGUAUUUCUAAAUCCAGAUUGGCGUGUUACUUGCUUCAAAACACAACAUACAGAACGCUAUCGUCAGCAGGCCAAACAAUAGAUGCAUGCCAACGCAGGCUGGUCACGUGAAGGCAACAACAAGACAUUGCGAAAUUGCCCGGGACAGACAGAAACCGCCUUGUUGUGAUGCUAUGAUGGAAACAAACUGAGAAGGGAAGAGACUAGAAGAAGAAGGCACUUACAGCGGUCGCGAGCCGAGCGUUACAUGGGGAGUUUAAUUUCUCGCCGUGACGGCAGCAGACCGUCGACUGGGGCCGAGAGGCAGAGCGGGACAUGCGGGCGGCAAACUGACGAGACGCCGCCAGACUCCGACGACGACUCCUUGGAUGGGCUCGUCAGGAGGGAAGACAUAGCCCAGUUUCCAUAUGUCGAGUUCACUGGCAGAGACAGCAUUACGUGUCCGGCUUGUCAAGGAAGUGGACGCAUCCCCUCAGGUCAAGUCAAUGAACUGGUUGCACUAAUCCCAUAUACCGAUCAAAGGUUGCAGCCUCAAAGAACCAAGCUCUACGUGGUUCUGUCCGUUGUGCUGUGUUUCCUUGCCUCCAUGCUGGUGGCUUUCUUCCUUUUUCCACGUUCGGUUAUUGUGGUGGAUGACGGGAUACGCGUGGUGACGGUGCGCUUCGACCCUGCUAGCUUUAACAUCCAGAUGAACUUGACGAGCACACUGAACUUCAGCAACCCAAACUUUUUCUCAGUACUGGUACAAAGUGUCAGCUGUCAGGUGCUAUACAUGAAGAAUGUGAUCGGUACGCAUCUGCUUAAUAACGUUACCACCAUCCUACCACUUAGCGAGCGUCAGGUGAACUAUACAGUCAGCGUGGAGAUUGGCAGCAGUGCACCGUACGUCUAUGCCUUUUGCACCAUGCGCAGCAUCAAAGUCCACAACAUCCUUGUUUUUAUGCAAACCUCCGUGAAAACCUCACAGAUGGUACGAUCGUCCCAGAACAGCCUGGAGGCAUACCACUAUGUCGACUGUGGCUCUAACACAACGUACCGGCACUGGCACUCCUUCUCGACCCGCAGCCGGGUCUAAUUGUUCAAGCAAUGUGGAGGGAAGGACCUUAUAUUCACACGUAAUCUGAUUCUUUGACCUAACGAAUUGAGAUGCUUGCUAAACAUGUUUGUUUUUGUUUGCUUUUUUUUUUUCUCUUUUUAUGUUACUGUUACAAAAAAUAUCUGUUCUCAAACCUCUUUCACGUCUAAGGUUCUUAGUGUAUUUUCUAUAAAUAAGUUCUGUUAUGCAACAUUUUUUCAUGUAUGUUGUAGUGACUGUUUCUUUAAAAUGUGCAUUUGAGAGGAUUUUUUUCAAGCUACAGUCAACUAAAUGGCUUUAUUUGAAAAAAAAAAAUGUUAAGGGAAAAGCGGCGUAGGCCUGGAGUUUGGGGGCAAGUCUUGAGAAAUAAGAGAACCUUAGGAAUACUGCAUGUUAUGACUGACAUUAGUUAUUUUGACAAGCAUGAGUCUGUGUCCUGCUGAACUAAGAAUACGAAGCUAAGAAAAAAUUUGAUUUGUAACCUGUUUUGACACCUAUCGAUAUUUUCAAUUAGGAUGAAGUGAAGUUACUUUCCUACCUCAAACAAUUUUUGGAUUGCAUUAAAAGGCAAAUGUGUGCAGCAAUGUUAUAAACCAAAGCCAAUCACACUGGAGAUUCUGUUUCUGCUAUUACGAGGUUUUGCGUCAUCCUUAUUUUACUUGAAUCUUGUGACAUCAGGAGCUCUAUAGAUUCCCAAGUACGUGUUUUUUAAGAAGGUGCUAUUUGUAAAAUGAUGCUUUCUCUGAAUGAUCCAUUUUAAAAAAUAAGUUUUCAAAUAAUGACUUCAGUUGUAUGUUCUAAAGUUUAAUAUUAAAGGAAAUGGGAAUAAAUACUAUUAAAACAAUGCAAACAUUCUUUUCUCCACCAACACAACAUAAAAUCACUGUAAAACUCAAGUUAUGUACCACAUCAUGAUCACUUUAUUCUGUUUUCUGAAUACAAAAUAGCAGUAUAGAAACAAAACAUUCCUUUUGUUACGUCUCAUACAUGGUCCUAUAGCUGCAUGUGAAAAUAUAUUACUACAUAAUAUAGAGAUCCACAUGGAGAAAAAAAAUACAAAGACCACAAUAUAUUAUUGCUGUAAUGAAUGUAGUGUUUUGGGGGGUUUUUUCCCCCAAAAAGGCAAAAAAAAACCUAAAAUAAAUGCAUAGCAGAGCUACAAGGAGCAGUUACGUACAAAAAUAUAGCUGAAUAAAAAGCUUAUUAAUUCAUAUAAGAGUGCUUCAUCUUUGGUUAAGUACAUUUUUGGCCGCCAUGUGACAAUGUAGCUCAAUACAAUAAUAGUACAAUAACAAUACUUCCUUCUUCACUUCUCCAUUUCCCGUUUCACUUGCGUUACUUUAAUUAAUAUCGGACAUAACAACGCUCGGUCACCUAAAUACCUUCAAACUGCCUCCGACACGCACAGUUCAAAAGUUAACAUUCCUAUUUACGUUCAGCAGUGUCUCACACUCGUUCCUGUUAACGGUGUAUGAGUGGAGUGAAUUAAACAGGAUUGUCUUCAUGAAUGUAAAUAAAUGACAGAACAGGUCUUUGGUCUCUUUUGAU